This is a messenger RNA of Danio rerio (zebrafish), 3627 nucleotides long. NCBI's taxonomy places the organism in Eukaryota, Metazoa, Chordata, Actinopteri, Cypriniformes, Danionidae. The record is from RefSeq and is a predicted model, not a curated record.
UGAGGUUUGCAGAUUAUCAACAUCUCUGUGUCAAGCUGCUGAAGAGAGAAUCUGCUCUGGUCUAAGGUGUCAUUCGUCACUAUGAGGUUUUUCAUCUCGCUGUGUGUGUCGCUGCUCCUGAUUCAUGGUGAAAUAAGCAGCGGUCAAACAACAGUGCAUACUACUUCCAGCUUUGAUCCAUGUUAUGAAUAUACCACUCUUGAUGAAUACGGGCGAAACAUAAGAAUAAGGUACUACUUUGACCAUAAUGACACCAUGGUUGAAUGGAGCGGCUGGUAUCGGCUGUAUCUGACUGGACAAAGUGCACAGAUGUCUGAGUGGUGUGUGAGUAAUAUGGGCUGUGGUGGUUACACUGGACUGUAUCUCAACGGUUCUCAUCCAACACUUGAGGAUGGAGUGGUGACCCGUGAUGUUUUGGGAGGGGAUAUUUGGUCCAAUCAGUGUGGAAAAUACAGAUCCACGUCCAUCCAAGUCAAAGCCUGUCUAGGAGAUUAUUACGUCUACGAACUCGUCAAGCCAGAUCUGUCGAUCCCCAGACCUUCAUACUGUGCAGUUGCUUUCCCAAGCAUCAGCAGUGACCCCUGCUACAACUAUGAGUCUCUGGAUCGCCCCUGGAGAGCCAACAAUGAAACUGCAGAUUACAUUUGUGAUGAACCUUUUGGCUGGAGUGGCUGGUACAGGCUUUUCUACUAUGGAAUGGACAUCCGGAUGCCAGAAACCUGUGCUACUGGAUUCAGCUGUAACACAUACACAAAUCUGGUACUCGAUGGUCCUCACCCUCAGAUAGAGGAUGGAGUGGUGACCAGAGAAGUCUGUGCUAGUUCUUUCUGGAGCGGCUGCUGUACUAGCAAAUCAAGCCCCAUCAGAGUGAAAGCGUGUCCAGGAAAUUAUUAUGUCUAUGAACUUGUGAAUCCACAAAUGGGGUGUUCAGGAUAUUGCAUAGAUGUCAGCACUAUCUCACAGGUGGUUUCCACUGCAAGUCCACAUAUAAUAACUGGAAUCACCUCCAAUUAUGACCCGUGCAAUAACUACAACACGCUUGACAACUACUGGAGGAGCACAUCUAUUUACAGGUCUGUGUAUAACGAUGUAAAUGGAUAUGAUAACAAUCAUGAAUGGGACGGCUGGUACAGACUCCUCAUGAAUGGAUUGAGUGCUCAGAUGCCUGAAUGGUGUGCCACUUAUAUGGAAUGUGGAGGUGUUACUGCUCUGUGGCUUCAUGGAUCUCAUCCUCAACUGGAAGAUGGAGUUGUUACUCGUGAAGUUUACGGCUGCCGUAAUAAUGAGUGCAAUCGCUACAGAUCCAACCCAAUCCAAGUCAAAGCUUGUGCUGGAGAAUAUUAUGUGUACAAGUUUACCAGGCCUACUCUUUCAAUUCCAGCUCCAAGAUAUUGUGCAGUACUAUCUUUCACCACCCCAAGUGUCGACCCCUGCUACAAUUAUACCAGCCUGGAUGAACCUUGGAAAUCCACUGAUAACUCUUAUUACAAUAACUAUAGAUGUGAUUACACUGAGUGGAAUGGCUGGUACAGGCUGUUCUACAACAAUCAGAGUACUCAGAUGCCAGAAUCAUGUGUGAAUCAGUUCAUGUGUGGCACUUAUAACCCACUGUGGCUGAAUGAAUCCCACCCUCAGCUGGAAGAUGGAGUGGUCCUCCGUCAUGUUUGUGCUUCUGGGUCGAAUGGCUGCUGUACUUACACAUCCCACCCUAUAAGAGUCAAAGCCUGUCCUGGAGAUUAUUAUGUGUAUGAGUUUAAACAGCCGAGAAUUUGCUCAGCUUACUGUGUUGUACCAAAAUCUACAAACCAGUCCAGCACAGGCGUGACAACAACCCAGCCAAUCACAUCCAUAGACUUCAUUAAUCCACCAACCACUGAUCCCCCUGUUGACCCCUGCAAUAACUUCUUGAUCCUGGAUGAGCCAUGGAGAGCCACCAGCAAUGAAAACUCUCAGUUAAUGUGUGACAGAGCGGUGAGCUGGAGCGGCUGGUACCGUCUCUUCAUUAAUGGUCAGAGUGUUCAGAUGCCAGACACAUGUGUUGAUGAGUAUAGCUGCGGCACUGAUGCUCCACUGUGGCUGAGCGGAGGACAUCCAACACUUGAGGAUGGAGUGGUCUCUCGAAAUGUCUGCGGACACUGGGGCAACAACUGCUGCUAUUUCCAGUCCAAUCCCAUUCAAGUCAAAGCCUGUCCUGGAGGUUUUUAUGUCUAUGAGUUUGUGAGGCCGACCACCUGCAAUUUAGCAUACUGUGCAGAUGUGAGGUUUAACACUAGCUAUACAACUGACACACCAGAGACGACCACAACAGAAACAACAGCUGAAAGCACAACUAUUAUAUCUGAUGUCAGAAACCCCUGUCCUGAACUCAACUGCUCCAAAGAGGAAAGGUGUGGGAUGAAAAAUGGUGUUUAUGGCUGUUUAUGUAACAAAGGCCACCAAAAACAGCGAGCAGCUCAAGACUCCUUUGAUUUCAAUGAGACCUGUGAGAGCAGCUCUGGCUCCAUGUCUGUGUCUCGCUGUCAGCUUUUUGAAGCUGGUUUUUCAGCUGAGCACUUACACCUCAAUGACCCCAGCUGCAGAGGAACCGUCCAGAACGGCAGAGUGGAGUUUAACUUCGACAACGAUCAACACAUCUGUGGCACAAACCUUGUGGCCAACGGCAGCCACUUCAUCUACAGUAACUAUAUUGUGGGGACGCCGGGAACAGAAGGUCUCAUCAGCAGAGUGAGAAUCCUGAAGCUUUCUUUCAGCUGUGUUUAUCCUCAAACACAAACACUUUCCAUGAACGCGGAGAUCAACCCAGUGCAGAGCACCGUGCACAAGGUCCUCCCCUCUGGUGAAGGGGUUUAUCAGGUGCGGAUGGUCCCGUAUGUGGAUGAAGAGUUCACUCAGCCCUUCACUGGUAGAGUGGAUGCAGAGCUGGACCAGGAGAUGCAUGUGGAGGUUGGUGUUGAGGGGGUCGACAGCCGCCAGUUUGCCCUGGUGAUGGACACGUGUUGGGCUACACCUGUGAAUGACCCUGAUUACAGUCUCCGCUGGGACCUCAUCACUGAAGGGUGUCCCAAUCCCAAGGACGACACAGUGAAGCUGCUGCAGAACGGCGUCUCCACAAGCAGCCGUUUCUCCUUCAGGAUGUUCAUCUUCACUGCAAACUCCACUAAGCUUUACCUGCACUGUGCUGUUCACCUUUGCCUUCUGUCCAGUGAACAAUGCUCAACGAGCUGUGACUCUGGAGAGCAGCGGAGAGAGCGCAGGGCUCUGGAUCUCCAUGACAGUGCGUCACUAUCUAUGGGUCCUCUAGUGUGGUCUGGAGGAAACACAGAUGUUCAGUUUCUCCCAGACCAAGUGAUGGUUUCUGAGGCUUCUUGUCUGUGUGCUUCUCUGGUGCUGUUGUUCAUUCCUCUGAUGAGUGCCUUGACCCUGUCCUAGUUUACUGACACAGAAAGUGGAACAUUUAGGUUUAUUUAAUGGAUGUGGAACUGGCUGUGGUAUUUCUGAAUUUCAUAAAUAUUGUUUUAUGAGGCACAGAAAUUUACUUGACAGUAUUUUACACUGAUUUCAUAAAUUAUUCAUUCCUUUUCUUGUCGGCUUAGUCCCUUUAUUAAUCCGUGGUCACCAUAGCGGAAU